Molecule: messenger RNA, 1152 nt
Organism: Monoraphidium neglectum
Lineage: Eukaryota; Viridiplantae; Chlorophyta; Chlorophyceae; Sphaeropleales; Selenastraceae
Product: UDP-glucose 4-epimerase
Exons: 11
Coding region: 1-1152 (383 amino acids)
Biological process (GO): rRNA processing; galactose metabolic process
Cellular component (GO): cytosol
Molecular function (GO): RNA binding; UDP-glucose 4-epimerase activity
Source: RefSeq, a predicted model, not a curated record
AUGGUUCACGUCCUAGUCACUGGUGGUGUCGGCUUCAUCGGUAGCCACACCGUGCUUGCUCUGCUGGAGGAGGGCCAUAGCGUGGUGAUCGUGGACGACCUCUCCAACUCUUUUCCCCGUGUGUUUGAGCACAUGAAGAAGCUGGCAGGCGACAAGAAGGACAAGAUGAAGUUCGAGCAGGCGGAUGUAGGGGACAAGGAGGCGCUGGACAGGAUCUUUGCCGCUGAGAAGCCUGAGGCCGUGAUCCACUUUGCCGGCUCCAAGGCCGUGGGGGAGAGCAUUGAGCUGCCCCUCAAGUACUACAGGAACAACAUGGUGGCCAGCAUUGUGCUGCUGGAGGUGAUGCAGAAGCACAACUGCAAGCUGCUGGUUUUUAGCAGCAGCGCGACCGUGUACGGCAUCCCCGAGCGCGUGCCCCUGACGGAGGACUGCCCCCUGUCAGCCAUUAACCCCUACGGCCGCACCAAGCUCUUCCAGGAGGACAUGUUCAGGUGGGGAUGGGACGUGGCCGUGGCGGACAAAGACGUGCGCAUCCUGCUGCUGCGCUAUUUCAACCCCGUCGGCGCGCACCCCAGCGGCGAAAUCGGCGAGCACCCCGUCGGCAUCCCCAACAACCUCAUGCCCUACGUGAUGCAGGCGCGCCACUCCCCCAGCGGCUGCAGCACCCGUGGGCGCAGCACUGGGGGGUUUGGUCUGCGCGCGAGUGCGGCCGCAUCGUGGGCGGCAGUGGCCCUGGGGCAGCGCGAGUUCCUGCGGGUGUUCGGCUCCGAUUACGACACCCCUGAUGGCACCGCCAUCCGCGACUACAUCUCGGUCAUGGACCUGGCCGCCGGCCACGUGGCGGCGCUCAACAAGAUCAUCAACACCCCAGGCUUUGGCUGCCAGGCCGUCAACCUCGGCACCGGCAAGGGCACCACCGUCCUGGAGAUGGUGGCGUCGUUCGAGAAGGCCUCUGGCGCCAAGGUGCCCUACAAGCUGGUGGACCGCCGCCCCGGCGACGCGGGCGCUGUGUGGGCCGGCACCGACCUGGCAGAGGAGAUGCUGGGCUGGAAGGCCACGCGCAACCUGGAUGACAUGUGCGCGUCCCUCUGGAAGUGGGCCACGCAGUACCCCCAGGGCUACGAGACCCCAGAGCCGGCGGCCGCCAAGUGA